UGAAAAGAAAUAACUAACCGUCAACAGAAAAACACGACACUUUUUACGAAUAUUUUCAUUAAUGCCGCCGCAUUGUCAUUGUUUAGUGAGUGAAUACAGUCAAAUAAAUGAAGAUGUGGCUUCAUGGCAGCGGAACAGUGGGCGGUGAAGGCGGUUGAUUGAUGAUUAGAUUUACGGUGUGGAUCACGGCGGGGAGAGGGGAUGACUCACUCCGUCUGAUGUGAUGUUCACCCCGCAACACCUCGGCAGUGCGGUGGCACGCCGGUAGUUGAGCCUGACAUAUCGCUGUGCUCCACCAAUAAAAGUCAAACUUUAUCAAACUGUGAAGAUGCAUUUGGAUGGCGCUAAAAUAUCUUGUUUGUCUCAAACUUGAGUGGUUGUCACUUGCUAGUUAGACAGAAACUGAGCGUCGUGAUUUACCGUAAAUUUCGUGACGCCUGAUUGCCAUGGAAACAGUGCUCCUGUGCUGAGAGGAAAGUGUCCGUGUUAACUUCAGCAUCAACCUCUUCCAAAGGGGUCGGAUAAACCUGUUGGAUAUCUCAUUUUUUUUUCUUUUCUCGUGUUGCUGCUCUGGUUUUACUUACCACUUUCGUUUGGCCGCCAAGCAGAUGUCCAUAAUUUCCCAUGUGAGACUUGCUGUGAUGCAUAUGUCAGACCUCUAUUUCACAGGUAAGGAUGAUGGAGCUUCAGACAGAGAAGCGGUUCCACAACUUGACCCUCGAGCAAGUCCAAGCUCUGGACAAGGUCUUGACUGAGGUGAUCCCCAUCCAUGGACGAGGGAAUUUUCCUACACUGCAGGUGAGAGCGAAAGACAUCAUUCGUGUGGUGAAGGAUCGGCUGGUCGAAAGAGACAUCCAGGUGAAAGAUAUACGGCUUAAUGGCGCGACUGCCAGCCAUGUCUUGGUGAGGGAUAACGGCCUGGGCUAUAGAGACUUAGACAUCAUUUUUGGAGUAGAGCUGCCCAGGCAGGAGGACCUCCAGGUGAUUAAAGAGGUGGUACUGGGCAGCCUUCGAGACCUCCUCCCUUGUGGAGUCAACAGACGGAAGAUCACCUGCCUGACAAUGAAGGAGGCCUACGUUCAAAAGAUGGUGAAAGUUUUCAAUGAGCAUGACAGAUGGAGCCUCAUCUCACUUUCUAACAACAGAGCUAAAACCGUGGGCCUCAGAUUUGUUAGUUCACUUCGAAGACAGUUUGAGUUCAGUGUGGAUUCCUUCCAGAUAAUAUUAGAUCGUAUGCUGGAGUCUUACUGGGAGACCGAAAGGAAGCAAGGAGGAAAGUUGGCUUUGAAUGCUGGGAAUUUGGCUAAAAAAGACAAUCAAGAUGAAAACAAAGAGCGAGAGAAACUGAGCGCUCCUCGUGACGGGGAAGCAGUUAUUGAAAAAGACUCAGCAGUAGCAACCUGUGGAGAAAGUCCAUGCCAGGAUCAAGCAGUUUGUGUGCUUGAGAAAGAGCUUCCCCAUGCAGAGGAUGAGCAUGCAGAUGGAAAGCACGAGGCACAGGAGGUGCUGGAACUUGCGAGCGUUAACUUACAGCGGGAGGAAGAGGAAGUGGAUGGCAUAGAGGAUGUUCAUUCAGAGGAGGAGAUUGUGUUUGAGCUCUGUGAAGAAAAUAGCAAAGAGAAAGGACAGUUUAACAGUGACUAUCCUUUAGUUUCAUCCUCUAAAACUUUAUUUACAGAUGUCAGGGAUCCGCUGGUGACACAUGCAUGUUUAAAGCUGCAGGGUAACGAAGAGUUGUCUGGAGUACAAGCUUCCCAGCCACCGUCUGUAAUGCAUACAGAGGAGUCAGCUCCACAGGAAAAAGAACACUGUGAGGAAAUAACUCAGUUCAAAGUAGACUCUGUAACCUGCAGGACUGAAAAUACAUCAAGCUUACAAGAUUCACAUCUUGAAUUUUCCUUUCCUCCUCCGGCUAAGAAAACGUGCAGCACAUCACAAGACGUUGUACCGGAUUAUUGCCCCUCACCGAAAUUACAAAGAAAAAUGUCACGGAAGAUGAUCAAUAAGCCUGAGAAAUGGUCUUUACUGACUGAUUUGUCUGAUCUUACAACACAGCUGUUUCCACCCAUAGAAAUCCCUAAGCCACUUCAGUCCCCCUUACAGGACAGCGCUCAAGUUCACAGCUCAAAUGUCCUGGCCUCCAAGCCAGAGUCCUUAGACAUCCUUACAGUCCCAACAUGCAGUCCAGCCAGCAUGCUUCAGGAUGAGACUGGCUUGAAUGAAAGUGUAGGACAAAGCGUGAAGCCAAAACACUCAAAAAAGCCUCCUGAUUCGGACGUCGAAAGCCACACAUGUGCAACGAAUGUGGCCUCACAGCCUCAGAUCAGUGAGCAAGCACCCGAUGUGGCAGACACUGUCCCUCAAAGCUGCGGGGCGAGCUCAUGGGUCGGAGCAGCAGAGGAACCCACCAUCACUGUCGAAGCAGAGUGCAUGUACGGCGACUUUGAGCAGGCAAUGGACCACCUCCGCCACCGUCUUAUCGCUACCCACAACCCAGAGGAGAUCAGGGGAGGGGGUCUGCUCAAAUACAGCGACCUGCUGGUGAGGAACUUCAGACCGGCCAGCGAGACGGAGAUCAAGUCCUUGGAGAGAUACAUGUGCUCCCGCUUCUUCAUCGACUUUCCUGACGUAAGUGAGCAGCAGCGUAAGAUUGAGGCCUACUUGCAGUGCCAUUUCAUCGGCAACGAGGAGGCGAGCAAGUACGACUACCUGAUGACCCUGCGGCGUGUGAUAGAUGAAAGCACGGUGUGUUUGAUGGGACACGAGAGGAGACAGACGCUCAAUAUGAUCACAGUCCUGGCUCUGAGGGUGCUGGGCGAGCAGAACGCCAUCCCCAACACGGCCAACGUCACUUGUUUCUAUCAGCCGGCUCCGUACAUGACCGAGCCGAUUUACAGCAGCUAUUUCAUCACCCAGACUCAGCCCCCACUGGUCUACCACCCCUACCCUCUGCAUGUCCACAUGCAAACUGGUCUGGUGUAGCUACAGCGACAUGCCCGCAGGGAGUCAUGCAGGCUGCUUUCAGCAUGGUGCUCUGCAAGCAGACGCACAAAUGGAAGUUUUAACAACAACCGGCAUCCACAGGCGCAGUGUUGUUUAACGCUUUGAAAUCCCUCCUGCUUAUGACAUGAAAGAUGAUGAAAGGUCAGAAAUGAAAGGGGUCUGGAGGCAAACAUGUCACCCUUUCAAGAUGCACUCUUUUGAAAAGGAAAGAAAAUGCUAAGAGCUUUUUCACAGAGCUCGUAGAGAGGAUUUCAUUGAAGUGGAGGGACUUUGUUUAUGGCUGUUUAAGCUCAGUUUUGGCAGGGCUCUGUAUUGGUCACCCUGUUGAGGAGAAUGUUGUAAUGUGGUAAUUCUCUAUGGCUAGACGAUAAAUAUCUCUAACAUAUAAAACCAUAAUAUAUGAAACACAGAUGUCUUGAUUUGGUUAAGGUUUAAAUCAUGCUAAAUCUUUCUGAGGGUUAGAGCCCCUUGUAACUGUUUUGUGAAUCAUCAGUCUCUGUGGAGUAAAUUUCAGCACGUGGUUAUACCUGUGUAUUCACUGUAUAGAAAUAGGACACCUUUCACUGAAGGUGUACAUUAGACAAAAGUUGCUGUGGUAUUUCCAUGAUAUUGUAAGUUCUGUGUUUGUGAAUUUAAAUGCCUAAUUUUAAAGGCAGACACAAGAGAUCCUAGCUUUAGGGAUUGUAAGAAUAUGACCUGGGUGGUCAUUGGGGUUUCACUGUGAAAAAAAGAAGAGGGGGAAAAAAAAAGAAAAAAGAGAGGACCUGGCCAUAUGUGAAGUAUUUCUCUAAACGUGAAAUCUUCAUGACAAAAUAAGCCAUUUAAGUAAUGUUUAACUAAACUGAGUUUAAGUUAAGAAAAGUAUCCUUAUUGAUCUUUCAACAUUAUUAUUAAGAGUUUAAGACUCAAGAACUCAGCCACGCCGCUCCAUGAGGACAGCGUGGGUGUGGUCUGAUGAGAUUUGAUUAGCGGUAGCUCGGCAAUGUGAGCAGAAAACCCACCAGCUCUCAGCAGAUUUUGAUUCAAAAGUUGCUACAUUGUGAUUGGUUGACAGAGAUACAUGACAUUGCCUUUGCCUUUUCACAGCAAGAGGGCUUUUAAUGUUGUCUUUGAAUAUUUAAAGUGUCUUUAUGUAACUCUUAACUAGACAGCAAAGAAAAUCUAAGAAAUCUAAAAUUAUAAUGUGGAAA
Messenger RNA from Scatophagus argus, 4193 nucleotides. RefSeq lists its product as uncharacterized. Gene Ontology annotation, molecular function: poly(A) RNA polymerase activity; RNA binding. NCBI's taxonomy places the organism in Eukaryota, Metazoa, Chordata, Actinopteri, Scatophagidae. The transcript has 2 exons. Gene Ontology annotation, biological process: mRNA stabilization. Bases 676 to 2982 code for a protein of 768 amino acids. The record is from RefSeq and is a predicted model, not a curated record.